Molecule: messenger RNA, 1284 nt
Organism: Equus quagga
Lineage: Eukaryota; Metazoa; Chordata; Mammalia; Perissodactyla; Equidae
Gene: BID
Product: BH3 interacting domain death agonist
Exons: 6
Coding region: 307-891 (194 amino acids)
Biological process (GO): apoptotic mitochondrial changes; positive regulation of extrinsic apoptotic signaling pathway; positive regulation of intrinsic apoptotic signaling pathway
Cellular component (GO): mitochondrion; cytosol; cytoplasm
Source: RefSeq, a predicted model, not a curated record
GCGGGCCGCGGGCUGGCCGGGCAGUGCGGGCGCGAACUAGAGGAAAUAGCGCCGGCGGCUGCGUCCUCUGCGUCCCGGGCCCGUCUCCGCCUCCGCCUCCGUGUCCGCCGCUUCCGUGCCCGCCGCGUCCCCGCCGCCCCUUCCGGGCUCCCGCGGCUGGAGGGUGGGUGAGUAGCGUCCCGGCCCGGCCUCGUGCGUCCCGGCCCGGCGUCAAGCCCUGCGCCCUCUGGGUCCGCGCGGAGCUGCUGCUGACUUGGGACACCUGCAAGCCAGAGGGAGUGGAAACGCCCCAAGGCUGCCUGUGCCAUGGAUUCUAAGGUCAGCAAUGGUUCAGGCCUCCAGGAUGAGCACAUCACACACUUGCUGGUCUUUAGCUUCCUCCAGAACUGCUCCAAAUGUCAUUUCUACAAAGAGCUGGAGGUGUUGGGCCAUGAACUGCCCGUGCAAGCUUACCUGUGGGAGGACCAUGACGAGCUGCAGACAGAUGGCAACCGGUGCAGCCACUUCGUGGCAAGAGCGGAGGCAGAUUCUGAGAGUCAAGAGGAAAUAAUCCAGCAUAUCGCCAGGCAACUUGCCCAAAUAGGGGACAGGAUGGACGACAGCAUCCACCCAAGGCUGGUGAAUAACCUGGCAAUGCAGUUUAUGAAUGUGAACCUGUCGGAGGAAGACAGAAGACAGUGCCUUACUUCUGCGCUGGAGCAGGUCAUGCAGACUUAUCCUAAAGACAUGGAGAAGGAGAAGACCAUGCUGAUGUUGUCCAUGCUGUUGGCCAAAAAGGUGGCCAAUCACACACCGUCUUUGCUCCGUGACGUCUUUCGCACAACAGUGAACUUUAUUAACCAGAACCUACUCACCUAUGUGAGGAACUUAGUCAGAAAUGAGAUGGAUUGAAUGGAUGCAAAAGCGUAACUGGUUAAAACCUCAUAUGGUGACAGCAGUAUAGCUGCCUUCAACAGAGACGGAGCCAUUGCCAUUUAAACAAGGUUCUUAGACAAGAUAGGCACGAGAUAAUAGCUAUUUAUUUCUAUUUUAAAGAUGAUUUCUAAGCUGGUGACCCAUUUAGGAAUCUCUAUAUUAAUAUAAUGAAAACGUCAACUUGCACAUAUUUGAAUGAGUUUUCAUACCAUCUUCUAAAUCUGUCUACACACUGUGCCUUUAUCUUCGGCCGUAUAGGUCCCCACAUGAAAAUUAAAUUUAAAAGCAGAUUGUAAGGCAGAAGAAAAAAACCACAAUGUUUUUUUGUUAAAAAAAAAAUAAGGGGCCAGCCCAGUGGUGCAGCAGAGU